AGCUCAGCGGCGCGCGGAGGCUACAAGUGCCAAGGUGGUGAUCGGAGACUUCUCCUGCAGGGACAAGCGCGCGACGCUCCGGCCGCACUGGGUGGCGGAGGCACGAGGAAACCUGCCUUCUCAUUGAGGGAUCCUGUCAUAGGAAUGUGUGAGUCCUUGGAUAAAUUUGGCUUGGUGACGGCAAUGCUUUCUUCAGAGACACUGCCACUUCCUCCGUGCUUCUUCUCUGCCCUGACCUAAGUUUCCCAGUGUAACUCCCUGUGAUAAGUCAGAGAAUUUGCUCUUUUCACACUUUCCUGACCCUAGGUAGCCUCUCCUUUCCUUCACCCCUUUUAGGGAAAACUGUGGCUGAAGUGUCAACAACUGUGGCUGCAAAGAAGAUGGGGCCCUCAGAAGCAGCACUCCUGGUGCUUCAGUGUUAACUCUUUGGGCUCUUUUCUAAAUUGCUGUUGGCAGAAUUUCUGAAAGCUGCAGGGGGAUGUCUGACCAGCUAUGAUGGAGCUCCACUACCUUGCUGACAAUAGCAGCCAGGUAGCCCUGUGCAGUGCUGGGGACUGGGGUUCAGAAGGGCCUCCCACUGACCAGGCAAAUGCAGCAGCCACCAGAGCUGCUCUCUGCUGCCAGAGACACUGUACAUCCACACAGAGAGCAGCCCAGAUGGAAGGGUCUACACUUAGCCCUUCUCCAGCAUCCCCCUCCUCCUCUCUGCAAGACAGUGUUAUUCAGCCAGACUCCUUCCCACCAGGACAUCUCCGCUCAGGGAACAACCAAAUAACAGCAGAACGGAAAGUCUGCAAUUGCUGCAGCCAGGAAUUAGAAACUUCUUUUACCUACGUGGAUGAGAAUGUUAACUUAGAACAGCGGGACCUGAGCUCACCUUCAGUAAAAGGGAGUAAUCACCUGGUAGACCUUGGCUGGGGGAAUCCAAAUGAGUGGGCCCACGAAGCUGCUAUAUCUUUGAUAUCCGAAGACGAAGAUGAUACCAGUUCGGAAGCCACGUCUGCAGGGAAGUCAGUGGACUAUGGUUUCAUCAGCGCCAUCUUGUUCUUGGUCACUGGCAUCUUGCUGGUGAUCAUCUCUUACAUCGUCCCACGGGAGGUGACUGUGGACCCCAGCACUGUGGCAGCCCGGGAGAUGGAACGCCUGGAGAAGGAGGCCGCGAGGCUGGGGGCGCAUCUAGACCGUGCUUCCCUUUCCAGCCACUGGGAGCUCCUGAAGCAGCCCGUGUAAUACGACAUACCCCCUCGUAAGAAGAAAGUCUCUCCAGGCUCUCCACUUCACAGCUGACGUGGUUCAGAGGAGGACAGGACUGCUUGGAACCACGAAGUUCUCGAUGGCUAUGGGUGCUUUUACCCACAUGACUGCUAUGCCCCUUGAUUCUGUAUUACCUAGAUUCUGCCUUGAUAUCAAUAUCACAUGCUUUGCUCUCUCUUUAUAAUAUCUGAGUCCAUCCCUUUCAUACUUAUUUGUUUUAGGGACCCAGUUGGACCAGUGCUGGCACAUGUCCUUCGAGGUGCAAAUUUAAACAGAGACUGCCCUUCCAAGCCCAUUUGCUCCAUUCCUUUGCUUCUGGGUGUAGAGAUAGGUGAGUGAGUGAGCACUGUGCCAGUUGAAUAUCAGGAAUUAAGGGUCUGAAUCCAAGUGACUCUACAUGUUGUUGCUUCUUUGUGACAGGCAAAACUUCUAAGCAAGAGCACUUGGACAAUUCAGUCUUUAUCUUUCACAUGUGUAGUGACAGCCACAUGCAAAAGCUUACCUGGAUAAAUCAUCUAAAGUUAAAAAAAAAAUGUUUUAUAUAUCUAUCAGGAGAAGGUUUUUCAAUAUGAAGGUCAGAUUCCAUUGCAUCAAUUCCUGCUACCACAAAAAUGUGGUCUGACAAGAGAUUCACAACCAUCACCAAAGGUUCACGUAUUCAGUAAGAUUUAAUACCACUAUCAAGAUUCCAUGGUGACAAAAAAAUAAGACAGAACCUUACCAUUCUAUGACAUGGGGUUUAACCUUGCCCGGAACUGGACAUAAAGAAUAAUUAUAAUGAGAAGAAUUAUAAUGAAGUCUCGCUGGCUUUUUCUAGUUUAAAAAUGUUCGUAAGAAAGAAAAUUAAUACACUGCUGUCUUUCAGCUGAUUUUCAGCUGUAUCAUUUUAUGGUUCAUAGAACUCUAUAAUAUUCUCUCUUUCCAUCUUUUAUGGGCAUAAUUUGCCUGACUCGUGCACUGACACUGUAAAAAGAUACUGUUUUAAAAAUGGAUUUCAAAAAUCCAUGGCUUACACUUAAGAGAGUACCUGUGAUUUAUGUUUGUUAGAAUGCAAUUUUAUGUACACUCAAGUUUAUAUAUGUCUUAGGAGAAUAUUUUAUAAUUACAGAAUUGUAACAUCCAAAGCUAUUGUUAAAAUAAUUUUCUUAUAGAAACGUGGCAUGCCUUAAUGUUGUCUUUAAGGACAAGAGAAAUGUUUCACAGGCCAUGAAUGAAGAAUUUGAAAUCAACUUCAGAAUAAGAUGCCAUAAUCAUAUAGAUCUGUUUUAGUCGUUCAGCAUCCCACAAAUGUUUGAUUAUUUUUUAACCUCUCAAUUUUAGGCUCAUAAAAAUGUGGCAUAUUUAGAAGUUGUUUUACCAUAAAUUACUAUUUUAUUUCAGAGAAAUAUGGGCAGCAGACUUGUUGUUGUUGUUGUUUGUUUGUUGUUGUUGUUUUUUUUUUUUUUUGCUUCAAGUUUAGUAACUCUCCUGUGUUUCAAGAACAAGCAGCCUUGUUUCCCCACUGCCAUCAUCACCCCUCCUAACCAUGCUCUGAACACACCAUGCAAGAAAGUGAAGAUGGGUUGUUACUAUACAGCAUAUUGAGAAUUUUUACUUUGUGGUUUUCAUUAUGCUUUUAAUCUUACUUUUCUUGCCAACCAAGAAAAAUAUUUUGAUGUCUAUUAUGUGUUAUUUGAUAUUGUAAAAGGGCAGUUAUUAAGGCUAUGGGCUUUUUCUUAGGGCAUUUGAUGCCUUAUAUGUUAAUAGCAAGUGUGUCAUAUCAUUUUAAAAUAAAACU
Messenger RNA from Pteropus alecto (black flying fox), 3031 nucleotides. It is a transcript of the gene TMEM74, whose product is annotated as transmembrane protein 74. NCBI's taxonomy places the organism in Eukaryota, Metazoa, Chordata, Mammalia, Chiroptera, Pteropodidae. The record is from RefSeq and is a predicted model, not a curated record. The coding region runs from base 493 to 1230 and encodes 245 amino acids. The transcript is spliced from 3 exons.